AUGCCGUCUCUUACCUCGACCGCUGCCCUCCUGGCUCUUGCGGCCACCUCGACCUUCGCACUGACCUCGACAUCGACCAAGUCUGACCUCGACGGCUCCGUCUGGAAGGCUCUCGAAGGCACCAGCCAGCCUCAAUCUCGCGCCGCGUUCGCCGGUCCCCAGCAGCGCAACCGCCCGACCAAGCGCCAGUCCGGGUGGAACCCGCCCUCGGAGCUGUCAGGCGCGCUGACCGAGGUCUGGGAGCACUACGAGAAGACGUACGACGGGUCCGUGUUCAACAACAAGAACUGGGGAUGGGACCAGGUGGUCGCGAAUAACGGAUCCCUCAACAUCUGCGUCCGCUGGGACUCGACCGCCUCCGUGACCGCCGCGCAGCGCACCAAGAUCGCCAGCGUCUACGCCGCGCAGUACCAAAAGUGGUUCAAGUGGGUCUACGGCUUCGACGGCUUCCCCUAUGCCAACGUCGACGUCAACAUCGUCGGCUGGGCCGUCCGCGACGAGGCCCUGCUGCAGGGCUCCACCGACGACGUCGACGUCUACACGUCCUACAAGGACGGCGAGGGCGUCCCAACCUGCGCGCCGGCCUGCGAUCGCGCCGCGCACCUGAACGGAGAUUUCAGCGCGUGCAAGGGCGGCGAGGGCAGCCACUUUGACCACUCGCUCUGGCUGACGGACGGGCUCGAGGGUGGCUUCGGGUACGACUGGGGGCAGCAGGUCGGCCGGGAAUAUCUGCUGAACAACAUUGAUUCCGGGAGCGUGCACAUUCUGCUACACGAGAUGGGUCACACGUUUGGUCUGGAUGACUACUGGACCCCGACCGGCCAAUCCAAGUUCAUCAUGCUCGCCGGCUCCUCAAUGGAAAUCACCGACUUUGACGGCUGGAUGUACCGCAACUGGUGGUACGAGCUCUCCAAGAACCGCGGCUGGACGAAGUCGUCCUCGUCCAACUCCGGUGCCACUGCAUCGGCAUCCGCCUCCGCCUCCGCCGCACCGACUGUCAAGGAAGAGGCCGUCGCGAGCCCCACUCCGGCGCCCGUUCAGACCUCCGCACCCAUCGUCGCCGAUCCCGAGACCACCGCCCCUGCCGCGGCAGAGCCCAGCGCACCCGCUGCGGGAGACUCGGAUGCCGAGUCGGGCGUCACGGUCGCGCGGUGGGGCCAGUGCGGCGGUGGUGGAUACGCUGGUACGACGGUCUGCGCCGCUGGGCUGACUUGCGUCAAGACAAACGAGUGGUACUCGCAGUGUCUGUAA
Messenger RNA from Colletotrichum spaethianum, 1251 nucleotides. RefSeq names its product putative acetylxylan esterase A. Gene Ontology annotation, biological process: carbohydrate metabolic process. Gene Ontology annotation, cellular component: extracellular region. The record is from RefSeq and is a predicted model, not a curated record. Bases 1 to 1251 code for a protein of 416 amino acids. The transcript has 4 exons. Lineage: Eukaryota; Fungi; Ascomycota; Sordariomycetes; Glomerellales; Glomerellaceae. Gene Ontology annotation, molecular function: cellulose binding.